Molecule: messenger RNA, 2416 nt
Organism: Xenia sp. Carnegie-2017
Lineage: Eukaryota; Metazoa; Cnidaria; Anthozoa; Malacalcyonacea; Xeniidae
Product: L-asparaginase-like
Exons: 15
Coding region: 157-2232 (691 amino acids)
Biological process (GO): amino acid metabolic process
Molecular function (GO): pyridoxal phosphate binding; asparaginase activity
Source: RefSeq, a predicted model, not a curated record
AAAUUUUCACUAUCCAGUAAAUGAAAUAAUCUAGUAACAGUGGACCAGUGGUAGAAGGAUAGUUUUUACCACUCGUAAUUACGCCGUAAAUCAUCGAUGAAUCAGAACUAAUGAAUUGCUCAAAAAUUGUCGCUGGCGGGUCUUAUUCGUUGCACCAUGACAGCAAUAUCAGUAGAGGAAAGGAAAGAAUUAGCCAAGAAAUUUGUAGAAACUGUAGUAGAGGAUGUCCAAGAAACGCGUGCGAGAAUACAAACGUUUGUGCAUAAAACUGCAUUAAAUCUCUCAAUAUGGCUCACCGAUGAAGAUACAAGAACGAAUGUUUUCUUGAAGAUGGAAAGUGAACAGGUUACUGGAUCUUUCAAAGCAAGGGGUGCAUUCAACAAGAUAAGUUUGGUGAAAGAUAUCAAUAGAAGCUUGCCUGAAGACCAACAAUACACCAUCAUCACUGCAUCUGGUGGAAACCAUGGCCUCGCUUGUGUUCUGGCAAUGAAAACUCUUGGUGUGAAAGGCAAAGUAAUCGUUCCAACGUGUGCUUCCGAAUCGAAAUGCAAGAUAAUCAGGAAAUAUGGAGGAUGUCUUGAAAAGUUUGGUGAUGAUAUUGUCAUGGCUGAAGAGAGGGCAAGGGAUAUUGCACGCGAGACAAAGAAUACGUUAUAUAUAUCUCCAUAUGCUAAUUUUGGUGUUGUUCAUGGUCAAGCCACAAUAGGGAUUGAAAUCUUGGAAGAUUUACCAAAUGUAGACACAGUGUUUGUUUGUUGUGGCGGCGGAGGGCUUGUUUCUGGAAUUGCAACUUACAUGAAAGCUAUCAAACCGCAUGUAAAGAUAGUAAGUUGCCAGCCUAUAAACUCGUGUGUCAUGUUUGAGUCAUGUAAAGCUGGAACUGUUCUUGAUCUGCCCUCUUUACCAACAUUAUCUGAAGGCUCUGCUGGUGGAGUUGAUGCAACAUCAUUUACGUUUGACUUGUGUUGUCAGUAUGUCGAUGAAUGGGUUUUAGUUAGUGAAGAUGAGAUAGCUGAUGCAUUGAUUUUCAUGUUUGAAAAAGAACACAAGUUCUUAUAUGACUUAUCAAAUAAGGACAAUAGGAGCUGCAAACUGGAUUCAAAGUGUGAACAAGGCUUUGUGGAGUAUCUCAAGAAACUUCCCAUGCUACAUGAUGAUGAGUAUAAAAAUCCAAACCAGAGAAAGCCAGAUGUCAGCCAUGAUCUUUAUGAAUUAGUGUUACCGUUAUCAAAAUAUGGUGUACGUGUGUUUUAUUAUAUCAAAGAAUAUGAAAAGAAAAAGGAUUCGUCGAACAUGAACAGUGAGGAUUGGGUUAAAAUAGCCAAGGAUGUCAGGGAAAAUUAUGAUGCAUUUGACAGUUUUGUUAUUCUUCAUGGUACGGACACAAUGUCCUACACAGCAUCUAUUCUUUCGUUCAUGUUUCAAAAUCUUCAGAAAACUGUCAUCCUCACAGGAUCUCAGAUAUCAAUUUUUGAACAACGUAAUGAUGUCCGUGAUAAUGUACUUGGUGCUUUAAUGUUUGCUGGUCACUUUGUCAUUCCCGAAGUAACAUUGUUUUUUCAUGGUGAAUUGUAUCGUGGUAAUCGAACCACAAAGAUCAACUCGAGUGAUUUUCUGGCAUUUGAUUCACCCAAUCUAGCCCCGCUUGCUACAAUUGGUGUUGAUAUCAAUGUUCGCUGGGAUGCUAUCUGGAAAUGUGGCACAACUAAGAAAUUUACUGUUCAUACAGAAUUGAAUCCUGAUGUUGGAGUGCUGAGAUUAUUUCCUGGAAUAACUGAUAAUACAGUUGAAUCCAUUUGCCGUGAACCAGUAAAGGGAAUUGUUUUGGAAACAUUUGGCGCUGGAAAUUGUCCAAGUAAACGAAAAAAGUUCAUCGAAAUUCUAGAAAAAGCAGUUAAACGUGGUUUGCUUAUUGUUAAUUGUACGCAGUGUUUGAAAGGAGGUGUCAAAGAUGAUUAUGAAACUGGAAAGGUUCUGUUUAACAUCGGUGUCAUUUCUGGAUCUGACAUUACAACUGAAGCAGCGCUCACUAAACUUUCAUACGUUUUAAGUUUGGAUUUAUCUUUAGACAAAAAGAAGGAGUUAAUGAAAACUAGCAUUCGUGGAGAGAUAAGUGUCGCUUCAAAGCGUUCUAUGAAGGACUGUGGAUUCAUCAAAGCCAUUGCCAGAACAAUACAAGCGAGUUCUCCCGAGGUAACAACGAACAAUGAUAAGUGUUGCAAAUUAUGUUAAAGUUGUGUUGCGUUCAAUUGUACAUUCGGGUACGUUGGGGACGUUAAGGAACAAUAUAGAAAACAUGAGUCGAACGGAAGUAGAGAGAGCAGAGAACGGAAGUGAGAGAGGCGAGACGAGGGAGAGAAGCGAGAGAAGCGAGAUACUUUGAGGAGUAAGAAUAAAAAUUUUUUAAGAAACCAAA